Messenger RNA from Onychostoma macrolepis, 2058 nucleotides. RefSeq names its product nuclear receptor subfamily 0, group B, member 1 (gene nr0b1). The record is from RefSeq and is a predicted model, not a curated record. Gene Ontology annotation, biological process: negative regulation of transcription by RNA polymerase II. Bases 448 to 1245 code for a protein of 265 amino acids. Gene Ontology annotation, cellular component: cytoplasm; nucleus. The transcript is spliced from 2 exons. Lineage: Eukaryota; Metazoa; Chordata; Actinopteri; Cypriniformes; Cyprinidae. Gene Ontology annotation, molecular function: transcription corepressor activity; transcription factor binding.
UAAGAUGACACAAGGAAUGUAGUAGAUUGUGUACAACAGGUUUUAAAGUAAAGUUUCGAUUAUGUUGAUAAUUUAGAGACCUUUGAAAUUUGUGUAUCAAUUUGUGCUUUAUAGGAUUUGGCAAUUACUUGCGUUUACGGUUUGGCUGGUCCUCUCAAUGUUGGUGAUUUUCGCUUUUAUGGAUUUUGUGGGGACAUUGGAUACCCAGUCAUAUACAGUAGGCAAAACCUGAUGUGGCAAAACCACACAUCACUACAGGGACUAUAGCGCCCCCUAUGUGUGCUUCAGAGAGAGACAGUGGGAGGCGUCCAGCGCUCUUUAAAACUCUAAACUAUUUGGCAUUUGGGUGGAUGGUAACACACAGACCUCAGCCAUGCAUGGACAUCUCCAAGCGUAAAGCUCAUAAGGGUUUCAGCAACGAAACGUAACAGUCCCCGCAGCACCAGGAUGAUGGCGUACUUUGACAGCAGCUGCCACUGCAGCAGCGAAAGGCGACAGAACAGCAUCUUGUACAGCAUUUUAAAGAAUGACAGUCAGUCUGCGCAACUUGGGAACCAGCCGAGGACCCCGAGGUUCGCCUUGUCCAUGCGCGCGUGUGCGUGCGGCUCCAAGAGGAAGGUGUCUCUCCGCUCACCUCAGACCACAUGCAAAGCCGCUUCCGCGGUCCUGGUCAAGACCCUGAAGUUCGUGAAGAACGUGCCGUGUUUCCGGGAGCUGCCGGUGGAUGACCAGCACAUGCUGGUGCGGAGCAGCUGGGCGCCGCUGCUGGUGCUCGGCAUGGCGCAGGACAGGAUCGACUUCGAGACUUCGGAGACACAAGAGCCUAGCAUGCUGCAGCGGAUAUUAACGAGCGGACAGGACAAGCAGGACAGCCAGAGUAAUAACGGCGGAGUGGCGUUGACCGACGUUCAGGGUAUUAAAAUGUUUCUGCGGAAAUGCUGGGGACUGGACAUAAGCACUAAGGAGUACGCGUACUUAAAAGGGGCGAUUCUCUUCAAUCCAGAUGUUGCAGGGCUGCAGUGUCAACAUUACAUCCAGGCCCUGCAGAGCGAGGCGAACCAGGCACUUAAUGAAUAUGUCAAAAUGAUUCACCGCGGGGACAGUGCAAGAUUCGCCAAACUCUUCCUCGCCCUCUCCAUGCUGAGAUCCAUCAAUGCCAACGUGGUGGCCGGUCUCUUCUUCAAACCGGUCAUUGGCGCUGUCAACAUGGAGGAACUUCUUCUGGAGAUGUUUUAUGGAAAAUAAACUCUAAUGCAAAAUGCCCGGACAGAAUGAUCAAACUUGGAAAGAGUGGCAGUCAGCAGUGAAUGGACAGAUUUUGAAAAUGACCGAUUCCUUUUUACACAUGCUAUUUUUGUACGAUAUAUAAGAGCUCUCUUUUUGCCUUCUGAGUUGAACUCAUCGCUGAAUCCAAAGUUGAUGACAAUGUUUUUUCCAUUUGGGGAAAGAGCUUUAUAACUUUGUUCCGAUUGUGCAGUUUUUUUUGUUUUGUUUUGUUUUGUUUGUUUACUUGCUUUCCUGUGAUGUUGUGCAGCCUUCUGAUGAAUGUUAUUUGAUUCUCUGUGACACUUUGUAAUAACUUUCAUUAAGAAAUCAUUAACAAGCAUUCAUUUAUGUGUAUUGCAUUUAAUAUAUACAUUGAAAUAUAAUUCUAUUUGAUUUAAAUAAUAUAUUACAUUUAACAACAACAGUAAUAAUAAUAAAAUAAUAAUAUAUCUCAAUAUUUCAUGACAUCUAUUUGAAUACAAAUGAAAUAAUGACCUGUUUUGCAUUUUAUAAUAAUUUUAAUUUGUAAUAAUUCUGGUUGGUAUUGUUAAUGAAAGUUAUUAUACAAUGUAAACUAUAUUUGAAUAUUAGAAAGUAUUGUACAUUUUUGUUAUGCAAUGACAUUGAAACAGUAACACUCCUUCACAUUUCCCACAACAUUGACAGGUAGCGUAUGUAUUUUUUGCAUUACAGUAACAGUACAAUUUCAAAAAAUAUGUCAAAGUGACGACAGACCUAAGCACAAAUACAAAACAGAUAUGAAAAUAAAAAUAUCAAUUAGGAAAUAAUUGA